Cavenderia fasciculata is the source of this 222-nucleotide messenger RNA. RefSeq lists its product as uncharacterized. The record is from RefSeq and is a predicted model, not a curated record. The coding region runs from base 1 to 222 and encodes 73 amino acids. The transcript has 3 exons. NCBI's taxonomy places the organism in Eukaryota, Evosea, Eumycetozoa, Acytosteliales, Cavenderiaceae.
AUGAAUAGAGUUAAUCAAUAUGUUUGGGUUGCAUUCGCUGCUACUACCAUCGGUCUUGCCGUUGGUACUCCAUUCUGUAAGGAUGUAGUUUCAAGUAUGGUUGGUUCAAAACAAGCUAAUGAUGCAAGAUUAAAUGAAUUAAUGAGACAAGUUAACAGCAGUGUUAGUGAUUUAGAUGAUGAACAUCAUUCUACAGGACAUGGUCAUGCGAAACAUCAUUAA